Linnemannia hyalina is the source of this 768-nucleotide messenger RNA. Lineage: Eukaryota; Fungi; Mortierellomycota; Mortierellomycetes; Mortierellales; Mortierellaceae. The record is from the annotation of a GenBank genome assembly.
AUGCCCCUCAACAAACCCAAUAGGUCGUCAAAUUCACCAGCAACGGGCAAGGUCCAAGGCAUGGCCCGCAAGUUCUCAUUGUUGGCCAAGCAAGCCGCAGGAGAAAACUACGUCCCCCGCAACAACAUCGAGAAGCAGCCCAUCGUCACCGGCGCAGUCAAGCCCAAGGUCGCCAUCCCUGCCGCUGCCGCCACUGCUGCUGCUGCCUCCACCACCACCAAGACCCUCGAGGCCUCUCAGGAGAAUCUCCAGGAAGAAAACGAGGAAGAGGCCAUCGCUGUGGCUAGCCCCGUCGAUGUCGAGCAGGAGAUCGAGACCAACCUCCAUGUCUCCGGCCUGACCAACAAGGUUGAGGAGAUUGAGAUUACUGCCCCCAAGGAAGAGGAGGAGAAGAAGGUCGAGGAGGUCGCUGCCCCAGCCCCUGCUCCCGUUAUUGUUGAGGAGCCUGUUGUUGAGGAGCCCAUCCACGAGGAACCUAUUGUCGAGAAGGAAGAGGAGACCAAGGAGCAGGAGCAGGAGCAGGAGCAGGAGCAGGAGGCUGUUGUUGUUGAGGUUGUCAAGGCUGUCGAGGUUGAGGUCCCCGCUGCCGUCGAGGAGGUCAAGGCUGUUGUUGCUGAGGCCCCCGCUGCUGUCGAGGAGAAGAAGGAGGAGACCCCCGUUGUUGUUGAGGAGAAGGAGGAGGAGGCCCCCGUUGUUGUUGAGGCCCCUAAGCAGGAUACCCAGUCGAUUGAGGAGGAGAACAUCAAGAACGCCCCCAUUGAGGCAUAA